UCAUAGUCAUAGGCUCUGAAAAAUCCUAAUAAAUUGGUGAAAAUCAAAAUCUGAAACUUGAGCAAAAUGCAAAAUUCAGGAAGCCCACAAUUUGACUUGACUGGGAAACUAAUUAUCAAAGUUGCACUGGGUGAUGAUAUUCGACGCAUUCCGAUCCAUAAUGAAGAUAUCACAUAUGAUGAAUUAGUUCUUAUGAUGCAGCGUGUGUACAGAGGGAAACUUAGUACUAAUGAUGAAAUUACAAUUAAAUAUAAAGACGAAGAUGGUGAUUUGAUAACAAUUUUUGACAGCUCAGAUCUAACUUUUGCAAUUCAGUGCAGUCGUAUUUUAAAGAUUACUUUGUUUGUUGGUAGUCAGAGUCGAGCUGUGUUAGAGCCUGCUAGUAUUUCUGGCAUUCGCCGUGAGCUACAAGACAUAAGAGACAGAGUACUAGAUCUGUUGGACAGACUUGAGCCCACAUCUCUUGUUGGAGGCACUCAGUCUUUAUCUCUAUCAGAUAACAUAGCAAGUAAAGACUCCCAUAAAGGAGCACCGCCAGUAACAAGACCAGUUAAUGCUAUUGGUGGAAAGGAAUUUGACCCACUUACUUCUCAAAAAGUUUCUGAAGAAUCUGCACAAAAUAAAGUUGCUUCAUCAUUUGGGAUAGAAGGAAGUGGGCCAUCAUCUCACUAUGACAGAGCAGCUACACCUGACAGUGUCUCCAGUGUUGGAUCAUCAGCUAGUAACCAAGUACGAGCUCAACAAAGUUCCUAUCAGCCAGCACCAUCAGUACCAAACUCACAACACCAAAUGAACUAUGCUAGUCAGCAAAAUUACACUACAGGCCAACCUUUGCCACAGUCUUAUGCUGGUCAACCUGGCUAUGGUGUCCCACAACCAGGGAUUUCACAGCAGCAGCCUCAGCAACAACCUCAGCUUCUGCAACAGCCUCAACUUCAGCAACAACAGCAGCAGUCAAUGGUUCCACUUCAGCAACAGCCUCAACAACAACAGUAUGACCCUUCUGCUUAUGGACAGUACAGCAUGAAUUAUGGUGCUGCAGCUGGACAGCCUGGACAGGCUCCUGGACAAGCACAGAUGAUGUAUGGUCAGCCAGGAUCCCCUGGUGCAGCACCUUACAAUCAAGCCCCUGGAAUGCCACAGCAACCUCAGGCUAAAGGUCCAGGGUAUCCAGCAGUACCAACUGGACCAGGAGCCACACAGUCUCCAAACAACCCUUAUUCCAGAGGUGGCUAUGGUAGCGGCUACCCUAGGCCUAGUGCAGGCUAUCCUCAGUAGACUGCCCACAUCAAGCAUAAGAAAAGGAUUUUGAUUUGUAUGUUAAGAGUAUGUGUUGCUGACAAGAUUUAACAUUGUACAACAAUAGAAACAGUAGUGUUUGUUAUCUCUAUCUUGCCAGUUUAAAAGGCACAUUAUGUUAUUUAAUUUUUAAAUUAGUGUAAACACUUUCAGAGAAAUUUAAUUUAUUAAGCACUUUUAACAAACAUAAAUUAAAUUUAAUCACAGUUCAAUGCAUUAGGUUUUUCAAAUUUCUUUGAAAAUGACAUACACUUCAGUGAAUAAUAGCCAAAUAUUUCAAAUUACAAUAUUACAUAAAGAUUGGUUUAGCAGAUAUGCAGUACUAAAAUGUUUUAAAAUGCUACUUAAAAAGUUCAAAUUUGUUAAACUGUGAAUUGAUUUGGCAUUUUUGUGUUACUUGCUAUUUUACUUUUUUUUUCUUUUUUUUAUAAACUUAAUCUCUAAAAGAAUUAACAACAACCAUGAUUGUGAUGAAUAUAUCAAUGUAUUAAUCACAUUUUAAAAUAUAUUUUUUUUACAUUAAACAAUUUUCAAUAAAAUAUUUAUUUAUUAAUAUUGCAAUAAACUAUUUGAAUACUGGAAGGCUGGGACAAGCUUUCUGUCUUUUGAAUCAAUGUUUUCAAUGUUGAACACUCAAUGUUUGUACUUCAAGCUUUAUCUCCAAUCAAAUGAUUCUGUUAUCAACACAAAAACAUUUUUGUUUUUAAUCCCACACUUUUUAGCCAGCUGAUACAUUACUUUUAAUAAGACUUCAUUUCUAUUUUUACAAAGCAACCAACAAGCUUGUAGUUCUCCUCAAAUAGUUAAAAAAAAAGAGUUUUUUUCAAUGUAUUUACUCUAUAAAGCAAAAUGUUAUUUUAUAAAAUGUAAGUUACUUACAGAUAAAUUGCUUGAUAGCAAUAUGGCUAGAAUUAUAACUUGACAUGGUUACUCUUAGAUUUGGAAAUAGAGUUUGUUUUAAAACAGCGACAUUGGUAGAUUGUAUUCAAAUAAAAAAAAAUUGUUUAUACUUUCAAAUUGAAAUAACUUUGAAGAAUUGCUCUUGUCAAGUAGAGAGAUUUACAGCUAAUGAAUUUAUGUGACUUUAAGUGUUGUAUAGCUAUCAUCAUUGAUAUUUUUUGUGGAACACUUUACAUUGAAUGUCAAUAGUUUUAAAAUAAAUAAGUUUUUUUUUCCUUGUCAUAAUGUGAGGCGUAUAACAGAAAAAUGCAUUUGAAUGUUUUUUGUUUAAUUAUUGCUUUUGAGUAAUUACACUGAAUGUCAUUUACCAGUAUACAAUGUGUACAUAUUUAUGUUACGGAUGAUAAUAGAACCAUUUCUUUUCAGUGUGUCCAAACAGAGAGAAGAAGAAAUAGUUGAACACUAGACAAUUGUUUAACUUUUUUACAACAGAUGUAGAAGAGACUGGAAAUAAGACAUAGUGUUUAAGUUUGUGUAAGCAUGUUGUGGAAAUCUUACUCUGUAGUAUGACACCAUUGGUAUCUAUCAGAACAAAAGUUGUUUUUUUUUGUGUUGUUUUUUUUCUCUUCUGAUGCAUCAAUCUUUUUUUUUUCUCUUGGGUCUGGGUGGUCUACAAGUCUUGUAUUUAUUUGCUCUUCAUCUUUGGCCUGUGCCCAUUUUCCAAGUGGCCUACCGUUACCAAUAGUCUAGUGGGCAUUUUUCUGUGAUGAUCUAAAGUGUAAGCAGAACUCUUACAACUAAUCCCAGUGUGUGACCAUAUUUUGUGCUGAUUACUUUUUGUUCAGUGCAUUCCCCUUAUGAUGGUACUGUGUGAUUGAACUAACUGCAGGAUUAUUUGGUUUGAUCAAACUAAGUUGCUAUGAUUCAGUUUUAAAGGAUUGGGUUCCUAAGUUUCUACACUAUCUCUAGGUAGCUUUUUACAUUAUGUAUUACAGAUAGUAUUCUGAUCAUGUAAACAAUAAACACAAAUGACCAUUAUAUA
Molecule: messenger RNA, 3241 nt
Organism: Biomphalaria glabrata
Lineage: Eukaryota; Metazoa; Mollusca; Gastropoda; Planorbidae
Product: protein TFG-like
Exons: 9
Coding region: 67-1278 (403 amino acids)
Biological process (GO): COPII vesicle coat assembly; endoplasmic reticulum to Golgi vesicle-mediated transport
Cellular component (GO): endoplasmic reticulum exit site
Molecular function (GO): identical protein binding
Source: RefSeq, a predicted model, not a curated record